AAGAAAGCAUUACAGAAAAUAAAACAAAAAUAAAUCUUUUUUAAUAAAAUAAACUUGAGAGAGAGGGAGGCCAUCUUGAUAAGAGAAGGAACCCAUUAGACAGAAAGAGUGGGAUGUCUUGUAGAAUGAACAAAACAUCCUCCGUUUCUCUUGUCCUUGUCCCCUUUUCCAGAUCUUAAGGUUUUCCACAUUUUUUGCUAUCAUCAUCUGGGUCCUCUCCAAAAUGAUUUGAAGGAUACUCAAUUCCGAUUUGAUCGGGGACUUGGAUUCUGUUCUCAGACAAAAAAAAAAAGAAGAGCAAAAGAUGGAAUCUGUAUCGGAUCUGGGGAAGCUCUUCAUUGGCGGCAUCUCAUGGGACACAGAUGAAGAACGGCUCGGAGAGUAUUUUAGCAAGUUUGGAGAUUUAGUCGAAUCCGUGAUCAUGAGAGACCGUGCCACAGGACGUGCACGUGGCUUUGGUUUCAUCGUAUUCGCAGAUCCUUCUGUUGCAGAGAGAGUCAUCAUGGAGAAACACAUCAUCGAUGGCCGCACGGUCGAGGCGAAGAAAGCUGUUCCACGGGAUGAUCAGCAGCAAGUGCUGAAACGGCACGCUAGUCCAAUGCACCUUGGUGGUAAUGGUGGGAGAACAAAGAAGAUCUUUGUAGGUGGUUUACCAUCGAGCAUCACCGAGGCUGAGUUCAAGAACUACUUUGAUCAGUUUGGUACAGUUUCUGAUGUUGUGGUGAUGUAUGAUCACAACACACAGAGGCCACGAGGCUUUGGCUUCGUCACUUUUGAUUCCGAAGAGUCUGUGGAUAUAGUUCUUCACAAGACCUUCCACGAGCUUAACGGCAAAAUGGUUGAGGUUAAAAGAGCAGUGCCAAAGGAGCCUUCCCAAGCUUCUGUUAACCGAAGCAGCCCGGUUCUUGGGUUCGGUAAUAACUAUGGAGUAGUCUCUAAUAAUAGCUACUUCAAUAGUUUUGCUCCUGGUUAUAGUAACAACCCUGGUGGACGGUUUAGUCCCAUUGGUAGCGGUAGAAAUGCUUUCUCUAACUUUGGUCUUGGCUCGAAUCAAGAACUGAGUUUGAAUGGAAACACACUUGGGUUUAACCGGCUCCCUGGCGACCAAUACUUCAACAAUGCUUCACCAAACCGGUUCAACUCUCCAAUUGGAUUCAACAGAGGCGACUCUGCUUACAACCCCAGCAAUAGAGACUUGUGGGGAAACAGUCCAGGCUUGAACUUAGGUGUCUCUGUUGGUAACAACAGAGGAAACUGGGGCCUUUCUGAUACUAAUGGCUAUGGGAGAAGCUUUGGGACAGGUUCUGGACUUUCUGCGUUAUCAUUCUCUGGUAACAACAACAACACGAACGGUUUUGAUGGCUCUAUAGGGGAGUUGUACAGAGGCAGCUCGGUUUAUAGCGACUCAACGUGGCAGCAGACGUUGCCUUACCAUCAGUCUUCUAUUGAGUUAGAGGGCUUGUCUCGCUCUUAUGGGUUUGGUAUUGGCAAUGUAGGCUCAGACCCAUCUGGUAAUGCCUCUGAAGGUUACCCUGGAAGCUACAGUGUUGGAGGAAAUAGACAAACAAAUAGAGGUAUUGAAGCAUAGAGGAAAAGACAGAUGAAGAAAGUGAUACGUGUAGAUCAAGAAAGAACAAUGUCCCUUGCAGAGUUGUAAUUUAAUAUCGUCAAAAGUAGAGAAAGAGAUACCUUCUUCACAGUGAGUUUAUGUGGUUUUUUUUCUGCUUCUGUAUCUAAUUCUUACAUAAAGAUAAGAUCAGAUGAGUAGCUGCAAAGAUGCAAGUUUGGGAUGAUCAAAGAUUUGGUUUCUGCGUUUGUCUCCAUAGCAAUAAGUAGAGAUCGUUGAUUCUCGAUCACUAUUCUUUAGGUUUUCACUUCUUCCUUCAAGAUUCUUCAUGUUGUGUGCUCUGUUUGUAACUCUAAUUGUUAACUUCUGUUUCUUACAUAUUUUUUAUUUGGUUUAAACAUUCGAUUUGAA
Messenger RNA from Brassica oleracea var. oleracea, 1978 nucleotides. RefSeq names its product heterogeneous nuclear ribonucleoprotein 1. Bases 305 to 1588 code for a protein of 427 amino acids. The record is from RefSeq and is a predicted model, not a curated record. Lineage: Eukaryota; Viridiplantae; Streptophyta; Magnoliopsida; Brassicales; Brassicaceae. The transcript is spliced from 5 exons. Gene Ontology annotation, molecular function: RNA binding.